Sphaeramia orbicularis (orbiculate cardinalfish) is the source of this 1346-nucleotide messenger RNA. Its product is annotated as urea transporter 1. The transcript has 8 exons. Gene Ontology annotation, cellular component: membrane. NCBI's taxonomy places the organism in Eukaryota, Metazoa, Chordata, Actinopteri, Kurtiformes, Apogonidae. Gene Ontology annotation, molecular function: urea transmembrane transporter activity. The coding region runs from base 109 to 1260 and encodes 383 amino acids. The record is from RefSeq and is a predicted model, not a curated record. Gene Ontology annotation, biological process: urea transmembrane transport.
ACAGGAGAACAAACUGAAAAGCAAAGAGAACAAAAAGCUAAGAGGAACGUCAGCUUUACUACAAGAUACUUAUCACAUUUUUGGUGGUGUGGUCCAGCAGCUGUAGGGAUGUGGACGGAAACUAAAGCAGAGUUGAAGGAAGCCAGCGGGAACAAGUCCAGCUUCAGGAAACAUGUGUUGAACAGUUUGCUGUUGUGUACCGGGGACAUGGUGCACUUGGACAAAUACAUCCAGGACAAGUCCUUUGCUGUGCAGCUGAUGGUCUGGGGGCUCAGAGGGGUGUCCAGGGUGAUUUUGGCUAACAACCCAUUAAGUGGCGCUCUCAUCCUGGCAGCACUGUUCUGGGAUUCCCCAUGGCAGUGCCUGCUGGGAACUCUGGGUGUACUGGUGUCAACGCUAACAGCUCUUAUCAUUGGACAAGACAGUGCUGAGGUGUCGGCCGGUCACCAUGGGUUCAAUGGCAUGUUGGUGUCUCUGCUCAUGGGGGUGUUUAACUUGGCUGGUGACUGGUACUGGUGGCUGCUGCUUCCUGCCUGUCUGGGAUCAGCUACAUGUGUUUUUCUUUCCAGUAGUCUCUCCUCUUUGUUGGUCCGCUGGGACUUGCCCGUUGCUGUGUUUCCUUUCAACCUCAUCUUUAUCCUCUACCUCCUUUGUACUGGCCCAAACAACCCCUACUUCCCACAUCACCCCGCCAUCCCACCGGGGGCGUUGGAGGUCAACGGUACUGAGCUCAGUGCAACCGCAGUGCUGCAUGGCAUCCCUCUUGGAGUAGGUCAGAUCUAUGCAUGUGGAGUCAUGGGCCCCUCCCUGCUCCUCCUGGGGGCUGUUUUUCUCUACUCCCCCCUGCUGGCCAUCCAUGCUGUGCUAGGAUCGGCAGUGGGAACACUAGCUGGUUUAUCUGUGGCGGUGCGUCAUGACUCCCUUUACUCUGGGCUGUCGGGCUUUAAUGGAGCUCUGGGCUGCAUGGUUGUUGGAGGUCUCUUCUUCACCUUUAACUGGAGGACCCACCUCUUUGCCAUUGCCUGCGCAUUUCUCUCCGCAUAUGUUGACAUCGCCUUGAGCAAUCUGCUGGGAACUGUGGGUCUCCCAGCAUGCAGUUUGUCUGCUACCCUGAUAACGACACUGAUGUUACUGCUGACCGGCCAUUUAGCAAUUUACCGCAUUCCAACUGCCAAGGUUAUGGCCCCUGAGCACAACCUGAUCUCCCACAAUCAAUGGGAAGCUGGGGAGCCUGAAGACAAAGAGAACACUAUUGUGUAGUAAAUGUACACCCAGAAGAAUGAUGAGAUCUGAUCUGAGUUUGAUUUCAUGACUGAAUGAAUGAAUGAAUGAAUGAGCACUUAACA